AUAAAUAAUAAGUGAAGAGGAAAGAAAUUAAGAUGUUUGGAAUUGCAAAGUAAAUAUAAAUUAAAAUAUGUUAAUAUAAAUAAUUUUGUUAAGUGUGGUAUAAGCACAAUUAGAGUAUGUAAAAGAUGUGAUAAAUUAAUUGGCUGAUUAGGAAUGCAGUUUAAAAAAUAGAAUCACUUAUGGAUAAUAGAAGCUUCACCACUUGUCAGGAAUAUAUUUUUGUGACUCUUAUGCAAAAAGAACAUGUUGUAGUCAACAAAAUUUGGAAGAAUUAAAAUACAAGUAUACUUGAUAAUAGUAUUUUGUAGAUGGUACAGAGAAUAAUAAUAAGCAGUUGAGCUUAGUUAAUAGUGUUAGGAAAUAUUUACAAAAACUAUUUGUUCAGAUUGUGAUGGUGAUAUUGGAUAGUAAGUUAGAGUAGGGUUUUGUCCUCAUUUUUGUAAUCAAAUGUAUUAAGCAUGUUGGAUGGACUUGUUCUAGUAUGAUGAAAAAUCUUAGAAAUUGAGACUUUGUUAUUAAGUAAGAACAUUUAUAAUUCUAGAAUGACGUGUUAUGUUCUGAACUUAGAAAUAUUGUGAAUAAUGGUGAUCAAUUCUGUAGUUCAUUAGGAUACAAAUUGAAUUCCUAUUCCAAUAGAGAUGAGUGGAUAGAAAAUAAGUAUUUGAAUUUAUCUACAACUCCAUUAUGUUGGGAUGGUACUCCAUCUCAUAGAAUUUGGGGUAAUGAAGCUAAACUUCCAGAAACAAAAGUUAAUUCAAAGAACAAGAAGCCAAAUUUCAAAGAGGAAUAACAAUCUUACUUAGGGCUUUGUAUAUUUGCUGGUAUUGUUUUAGUAGGUGCAUUAUUAAUUGCAAAAGUAUUGUUAAAGAAAUGA
Paramecium sonneborni is the source of this 874-nucleotide messenger RNA. NCBI's taxonomy places the organism in Eukaryota, Ciliophora, Oligohymenophorea, Peniculida, Parameciidae. The record is from the annotation of a GenBank genome assembly.